CGCAUGCGCACUAACUGCGGCAGUUUCCACUGAAGAAAUCGGGACGAGAAACGGGACGGCGAUGGGACAACUAUUAUUAUCGCUGAAUUUAGCCGCUAUAACAGCUAGUGUGACCGCUACGACCGAAAUGAUGACAUUACAACUUGUGUGAGUGCUUCGUCACACUUGUCGGGUUGUUUAGGCGUAGAGAGAAAACGGAAAAGUUCCGGGCUUUUUAUUAGAAAGGAAGCAGAGCAGGGCGGUGGGAAGCGACAGUCAUGGAAGCUUUUGGAUCGGCGCUGGAGAAAAACGUGGCGGAUUUAACCGUGAUGGACGUGUACGACAUCGCGGCUGUGGUGGGCCAGGAGUUUGAGCGGAUUAUCGAUCAGUACGGGUGUGAAGCGUUGGCGCGACUCAUGCCCAAAGUUGUGCGGGUUUUGGAGAUCCUGGAGGUGCUGGUGAGCCGCAACAGCAUCAGCCCUGAGACCGAGGAGCUGCGGCUGGAGCUGGAUAAACUCCGCCUGGAGAGACUGGACCGCCUGGAAAGGGAGAAGAAACACAAAAAGGAGCUGGAGUUGGUCGAGGAUGUGUGGCGAGGGGAAGCCCAAGACUUGUUGUCACAGAUUGCCCAGCUGCAAGAGGAAAACAAGACCCUCCUCAACAACCUGUCACUCAAGGACUGCCCAAUGACAGAGGAGGAUGUUCAGAGACAGGAAGGUAUGUCAGAAAGGGAGAGGCAAGUGAUGAAAAAGCUAAAGGAGGUGGUGGAUAAACAGAGGGAUGAGAUUCGUGCCAAGGAUAGAGAACUAACGCUGAAGAAUGAAGACGUUGAAGCACUGCAGCAGCAGCAGAACCGGCUGAUGAAGAUUAACCACGAUCUGAGGCAUAAGAUCACAGUGGUGGAGGCGCAGGGCAAAGCUCUGAUCGAGCAAAAGGUGGAGCUCGAGGCGUUCGCCCAGGCCAGGCAGCAGGAGCUGGCGAGCCUGAGACAAGAGGUGUCAAGACUCAGAGAGCGUCUUCAGGGAGAGAAGAAAAGCCCUGAAACCGAGGAGCCACCUGCUCCACCAUCACCUGCACAGAAUUUACUCCCCAAGCCCGUGCUAUCAUGCGAUCCGCCGCCGUCCCUGGCUCCACAUAACUGCCAAGUGCUUACAGAUGAAGAUGAGGCAGAUGUGGAAGAUGAGGCAGAUGUGGAAGAUGAGGAAGAUGUGGAGGAUGAGGAGGCUGUAUUGUUAUGGGAGGCAUUGUGUGAGGAAGAAGUGGGUUUCGAUCCGAAAGAUCCAAACCGACCACGCUUCACUCUGCAAGAGCUGCGAGAUGUCCUGCACGAGAGAAAUGAGCUGAAGGCCAAAGUGUUCAUGCUGCAAGAGGAAAUUGCGUAUUACAAAAGUGAAGAGCAGGAAGAUGAUGCACACCCGCCCACUCCGGACCCUUCGCCCACGCUCAGGCCCCGCUCCCGAACCAGUGCCCAGCCAGAGUCUGGCAUAAAGCGCUUGUUUAGCUUCUUCUCCCGAGACAAGAGGCGCAGCUCACAGAGGGGCACGGCCCAGUUCGAAGACAGCUACAGCCCGUGGUCCCGCAAAGACGACGUGUAUACAGAGCAAGCCCAGGAAGCUUUACAGCACAUGUAACCCACUGAACACUGACAAAGCACAAAGACCCUCUAAUCCCUAACCCCCUGCAAUGUCAUGAGCAAUACAUACACUCCACUGUUACAGUCACAUUUCCCAGCCAUCUGUCAUUAGUGGAUAAAGACAGAAGGGAAAUGGAACAGCUUAAAUACAGAUAUGGCUACAAACACUUCCAAGGCUGAAUCUCUAAAUAUUGGGGAUGUCAAGCUUAAUUUAAAUUUUUUUUUUAUUUGCGCGUUAGGUUACCAAAUUCCCAAGAUACUAUAAGUAAAGUGUGUUUGGAAUUUAUGAUCAUGUUUGCAGUCAUGAGGAGAGCAAAGGAGGCCAUGUUGAUAUGCCUUGAGUAGUGUUUUGAUUAGGGCACUUUAUCAUGUUCUUAGAUUCAAAUUGAAUAAUGAAUAAUGAAAUAAGGCAGUGCCUAAUGAAAGCGAAUCCGGUUUGCCCAUAAUGGGAUGGUGCAUUGCCAAUAAAUGGUUGCGUUUUGUAGGUUUAAACCUAAAAUUUUGCACAGUGAUUAUGGGGAAAAAAUACCAUUGAACAUGUAGAUAAGUGUGUUAUUACUAGGCUCUGCUAUAGAAACGAUAUAAAGAAGAGCGUCUGGGCAUUCCAGACUCUCACAAGAGUCACAUCAGCAAAUGUCCAUCACCAGCUGUUCUGCAUUCUUAUGACAUGUGUGGUGCUUUAUACUGGCAGUCCUAGAGUUGUUUAGACAAAGCAUGAAAAUGCCAGUGCAGUUACAGCAACAUACUGACAAAAGCUUCUUUGUGAGCAUGGAAUCAUUGCCAGUGAUUUUACUCAUUAUUUUAAAGAAAUAUGCAUCCUGUGUGGUUGUAAAAGAUUUCAGGAAUUUCUUAAUGAUGAAUGUACCACACUACAGAUCUUUAAUGAACCAUAAUGAAGAAUGCUGCAUAAUUUCAUCUCAUUGGCCAUUAAAAUAUUUUAUACAUCA
This is a messenger RNA of Pangasianodon hypophthalmus (striped catfish), 2559 nucleotides long. It is a transcript of the gene rilpl1, whose product is annotated as Rab interacting lysosomal protein-like 1. Lineage: Eukaryota; Metazoa; Chordata; Actinopteri; Siluriformes; Pangasiidae. Gene Ontology annotation, biological process: cilium assembly. The transcript is spliced from 8 exons. The record is from RefSeq and is a predicted model, not a curated record. Gene Ontology annotation, cellular component: cytoplasm; ciliary basal body. Gene Ontology annotation, molecular function: protein dimerization activity. Bases 258 to 1610 code for a protein of 450 amino acids.